CAACCCACCUGUACUCAAGAACUCUCAGCUGUCCAGAUGUCGCGGAGCAUCUCACAGAUCUGUCUGCUGGCCCUGAUGUCACUGCUGCUGCUCUUCUCUCCUCUUGGAUGGAGCAAAGACGGACAAACCCCAGGAUGCCACCUAUACCCCAUCAACGUGACCAUUCGCAGCGACCGUCGUGGCACUUGUAAAGGAACCCAUCUGGUGUACGCCUGCGUGGGCUACUGCGAGUCCAGCGCUUUCCCGUCCAGAUACUCGGUACUGGUAGCCUCCAACUUCACGCACAACAUCACCUCCGCAUCGCGCUGCUGCACCAUCAGCAAGGAUGCCAAGGUCAAAGUUCGCCUGGACUGCCCGCGAGGUCGGCACUACGACGAAAUCGAGAUCCUGACGGCAAAGGCGUGUCGCUGCGACAUGUGCCGCAAAUCCCGCUACUGAUAUUUCAUCACUGCAGGACCAAACGCUGCGCCGGAUGAAAAGCAGAUUAGAGUUUACGGAGUUAAACAAAACUACUUCAGCAGAAUCUUCUCCACUUCUGUCCAUUUGCUUUGAAUUCUAGAAAUCUGUUAAACUCAUCAAACUGAAAAUCCACAACAGUGUCCCUAAUUUUUUAAAAUAU
Messenger RNA from Girardinichthys multiradiatus, 619 nucleotides. RefSeq names its product glycoprotein hormone subunit alpha 2 (gene gpha2). The record is from RefSeq and is a predicted model, not a curated record. The transcript is spliced from 4 exons. NCBI's taxonomy places the organism in Eukaryota, Metazoa, Chordata, Actinopteri, Cyprinodontiformes, Goodeidae. Gene Ontology annotation, molecular function: hormone receptor binding; hormone activity. Gene Ontology annotation, biological process: cell surface receptor signaling pathway. Gene Ontology annotation, cellular component: extracellular region. Bases 37 to 438 code for a protein of 133 amino acids.